Molecule: messenger RNA, 1236 nt
Organism: Microplitis mediator
Lineage: Eukaryota; Metazoa; Arthropoda; Insecta; Hymenoptera; Braconidae
Exons: 3
Coding region: 116-649 (177 amino acids)
Source: RefSeq, a predicted model, not a curated record
GUGUCGAUGCAAUGUUAGUCUUAGUUAAACUACUGAGAAGCACACGACAGCGCAUUUUAUAAAAUAAAAAAAUUUAGAAAUUCAGUAAGUUUCUCAUUCCAUUGGUUUACAAAUUAUGAAUAAGUUAACCGGGAUCAUGGAGACUAAAGAACAUGAUAAAAAAAGCAUGGAUGACCUCACUCACGAAGCUUCUUUUGAGCCAUCAACGCAUAGUAUUGUUGUUGUUUAUGUGAUAAGUUUAUGUUUGGUGACAGGACAUCAAAUAUUAUGGGAUUCCCAGGGGAUACUAAAUUACAAAGCCGCUUAUUUGUGUUACGGAUUGACGAUCGGUACUCUUAUGUCUAUUUCUGUGAAGUUACUAUCACAUCUUCAAUGUGUCAAUAAAGUAGAUUGGAAAUAUAGGUGUAAAUUUUUUUCUCUAUAUGGCAUAAGUCAAACAAUCAUGGCUGUUCUGGAACUUUCGACUUUGUACUCAGGGUACUUUAUGUCUGAAGAGGAUCUUAUAAAAAUAUGUGGAUGGAAAUGUCCAUUACCAUCAUUAAUAUUAGGCAUGACAUUGAGUUUUUGUUAUACAUGCACGUUAAUUUUCUGUAUACAUUGGUUGUAUUGUAGAUUUAAAAAUUCCUGGUUGAUGGAAAAAUUUAUUUAAAUUCUUAUUUUCUCCGAUGAGUUUUUCGAAACAUUAUUGAAGAAGGUUCCAACUCCUUCGAUUAAAGCCACAUAAAUUAAUGACAAUUGUACUGCACCUAAAGUUUAUACUGUUUAACUGCCUAGCGGUGACUCCAAACUUAACUAAUAAUUUUUAUCCUGCUUGUAAUAAUAAUUAUUGUUUUCGUUGUAUACUGGUGAUUAGUUAUAAAUAAAUAAUAUAGUUUGGGCCAACCGAUGUUUAUAGACUGUAUUUUUAUUAUUUUAUUUCAUGUCAUGAUACAUUGAGAGACAUUUUUAUUACAUCCCUAGCGGUUUCACCGCGACGGUGAAAACACGGUCGAAUCAUGGUGUUUUUACAACAUCUACUAUUAUUAAACGGCUUGAUUUCUAUAUUUAUUUCAUUACAGUAAAUUUAAAUAUUGAAUACCCAUUAAAAACUUACAAAUUCUUAUUAAUGUCAAUAUUUUUACUAACGAAAUUACUAUUAUGACAAUUUAUUAUAAGAUAAGAAUGUAUUAAUAAUAAAAAACUAUAAAUUUCUGAUAAAAACUAGUAAUAUAUUUUUAUGAAAUAAUUUACACAGAG